UGUGAGAGUACCGAGGGGAAAGAAAGUAGUACAUACCCACUCAGAGAGUCACCCUGGUAUUUAAUACCGAAUGCAUGUCCACCCGCCCCAACUGCGGACUUGUUCUUUGGCAAAUAUCCUAAGGAGCUCUUGGUCAGCUGAUCCAUCCAUUCUGCGCUCUGUGGAAGACUUGUGUCACCAUCAUAACCGACCUUGAACAAUCUUUAACCGUCGCUUGACCUGAUCUGAUAGUGCAACUGCUACACCCUUCUGGAGACGUAAUCAUGUCGUCUGCACUGGAAAGUCAGGCUGGAUUUGAGGCCACAUUUUUGGGCUUUCUCUACCGCCAGACCACAAAACCAAAGCGCCUGCCCGCAGACACUGAUCUUACAGGCCAAGUAGCCAUCGUUACUGGAAGCAACACUGGUCUGGGCUUCGAGGCAUGUCGGCAGCUCCUAGGGUUUCGGCUGUCUCACCUGAUUAUGGGUGUGCGCUCACAAGCGAAUGGCGACGAGGCGGCCGGGCGACUCAGCAAAGAGUUCCCAGGCACCAAGAUAAGCGUAUGGAUCGUCGACAUGCAGUCAUACGAUUCUGUUCGCGCCUUUGCCGACCGGUGCGCUGCCCUGCCGCGCAUCGACUUGGCCAUCCUGAAUGCCGCCCUAAUCAAGAUGUCGUAUACUCCGGUUCCAUCGACGGGUCAUGAGCUAUCGAUGCAAGUAAAUUAUCUCUCUACGGCCCUCCUCGCCAUCCUGCUCCUUCCCAUCCUUAGGUCCAAGAAGGUCGCCACCUCAAAACCGCCGGUGCUCAGUAUCGUCGGGUCUGAUAUGGCAUAUCUGGCAAUAAUGAGGACCAAGGGCCCGAUACUGGAGCAGCUCGAUACGCCCGAUGGUUAUGCUCAGUUAGAUUGGUACGGAAGGGCGAAGAUGUUGCUCGUCUUCUUUGUUGCCAAGCUGGCCGACACCGUCGACUCCGACGUGAUCAUCAACAUGCCGAAUCCUGGCACGUGCGGGGGAACGUCCUUUUUCCGAGAAUGGUCCACGCUCUCCGGGGUGAUGGUGGCCGUCCUCCAAUUUGUCUUUGCGAGAUCUGCCGAGGUCGGUGCCUCCACCUACCUUGAUGCGACUAUUGCCAGGGGUCCGGAGAGUCACGGAUGCUUUCUGAGCGACUGGGCCAUCAAACCAUAUCCGUCGCUUUGGUAUACGGUGGAGGGCGCUGAGUUCAGUGAAAGGCUAUGGGAGGAGACAUUAGAAGAGCUUAACUUCGCCGGCGCUUCUAAAAUCAUAGACGACGUAAAGAGAGGUCUAUGAUAAGCGUUGAAUGUAGUGCCCACCAUGAGCUAGCCUCGUGCUUUGCCACUAGGUCUACGUUUUCUACUCCCUCAGAACCACUGCUGUAUUCAGAGUGUCUCGGUGACGAAUAGAACCAAUUCUGUGUUUAUAUUUGAUCUUCGGCAUUGAUCACGGGACACUGCAAUGGAUAGAUCAUCAUGUGAGCCGGGACCCGGGCACUAGGAUCUUUCUAAUGGCUAAUAGUUAUUCACUUCAU
Messenger RNA from Truncatella angustata, 1524 nucleotides. RefSeq lists its product as uncharacterized. Lineage: Eukaryota; Fungi; Ascomycota; Sordariomycetes; Amphisphaeriales; Sporocadaceae. The record is from RefSeq and is a predicted model, not a curated record. Bases 264 to 1286 code for a protein of 340 amino acids. The transcript is spliced from 2 exons.